Molecule: messenger RNA, 1484 nt
Organism: Hevea brasiliensis (rubber tree)
Lineage: Eukaryota; Viridiplantae; Streptophyta; Magnoliopsida; Malpighiales; Euphorbiaceae
Product: auxin efflux carrier component 5-like
Exons: 5
Coding region: 189-1250 (353 amino acids)
Biological process (GO): auxin polar transport; auxin export across the plasma membrane
Cellular component (GO): plasma membrane; endoplasmic reticulum
Molecular function (GO): auxin efflux transmembrane transporter activity
Source: RefSeq, a predicted model, not a curated record
CUCUAUUAAAAAAAAAUAAAGGAAAAAAUAUUUCUUGGUCGAUCGAUGGCCUCUUGCAUGCACAUAAAUACUUAACCUAUCUAAUUUCACCAAAACAGUACUUGUCAAAACCUUAAAUAGGGAAGGACAGGGUCCGUUCUUUGAAGAGGGUAAACGUAUCUUGAAAGAAACAAAAUUUUGCAAGAAAAAUGAUAGGGUGGGAAGAUGUUUAUAAGGUGGUGGUGGCCAUGGUACCCCUGUAUGUGGCCCUAGCGUUAGGAUAUGGGUCUGUAAGGUGGUGGAAGAUAUUUACACCUGAACAGAGUGGAGCCGUGAGUCGCUUUGUUUGUUAUUUCACUCUCCCUCUUUUCACCUUUGAUUUCACAGCCCAUGUUGAUCCUUUCAACAUGAAUUAUCUAUUCAUUGGUGCUGAUGCUAUAUCUAAGUUCAUUAUUGUGGUGGUGCUUGCUUUUUGGGCUAAGUGUUGUAGUAAAGGAAGCUACGCAUGGUCCAUUACAAGCUUCUCUUUAUGCACCUUAACUAAUUCUCUUGUUGUGGGUGUGCCUCUAGUGAAGCCCAUGUAUGGGCAGAUGGCAGUUGAUCUUGUGGUCCAAUCAUCUGUCAUCCAAGCCAUAAUAUGGCUUACCCUUCUGUUGUUUGUGUUGGAAUUUAGAAGAACAGGACUUGACGUCUCUUCUAUUAGCAAUAGUGAAAAUUUAGAAAAGGAUUUGGAGGGAAGUGGUAGUGUAGAUCAUAACAUGGCAAGAGCUAGGCCUUCUUUCUGGGCUUUGAUGAAGGUGGUGUGGGUCAAAUUGGCUAUGAAUCCUAAUUCAUAUGCCUGUAUCAUUGGCCUUGUUUGGGGUUUCAUAGCAAGCAGGUGGCAUUUUGAAAUGCCAAGCAUCAUGGAGGGAUCUAUAUUGAUUAUGUCAAAGGCUGGUACAGGCACUGCUAUGUUUAGCAUGGGGAUCUUCAUGGCUUUGCAAGAAAAGCUAAUAGCCUGUGGGACAGGCCUAACUGUAAUAGGCAUGGUUCUAAGGUUCAUCGCUGGACCUGCAGCCAUGGCUAUUGGCUCUAUUGCUGUGGGAUUGCAUGGUGACGUUAUACGUGUUGCCAUCGUUCAGGCAGCAUUACCACAGUCCAUUACAUCUUUAAUAUUCGCUAAAGAAUAUGGAUUGCAUGCAGAGAUGCUAAGCACAGCUGUGAUCUUCGGCAUGAUGGUGUCGCUUCCAGUGUUAAUUGCUUAUUUUGCUAUUUUAGAAUUUGUACAUUAGCAAUUUCAGACAUUUUUGAAACAACCAACGUAGGUAGAAGGAAUUGUUGGAUUAUUACUGAGUUAUAUUCCUUCUAAUAUGUGUGUCCUGUGCCAUGAUUAAUCUUGUUCCAAAUUGAUUUCACCUACAUCAAUAAUAAUUAACAUUUAGAUGGAUUUGAUAUUCGAAUUGAUUCCUUUUGAUGGAGAAAAAGUACCUCAAUAAAUGAUAUGCUAUCUGAGACCCAAAUGGUUA